ACUGUUGCAUACUUCGAUCCAGUGCGUCAAUAAGUAUUCGUUUACUUUUUUUUCCUUAAACCUUGAAUGCAUAUUUUCACGUGCCAAUGAUUGCCGCCGCAGCAGAUUCAUUCGAAGUAGAAAAGGCCAAGCUGUGUCGCAAGAUUGCCGAGCUACAGGCUGCAUUGAAUGCGAAAGAUCAGAAAUUGCGCGAGCUUCAGACCAGAGCAGAUAACUAUGGUGCAGAAGACGAAGUGCAAUUCGCUCCAAGGGAUAAACAUGAAGCUCUAAGCAACGAUGACAUCGCACGCUACAGUCGACAGCUUAUAUUAACUGAUUUUGGUGUAAGUGGCCAACUAAAGCUCAAGAACAGUGCUGUGCUUAUCGUUGGUAUGGGUGGCCUUGGCUGCCCAGCAGCACAGUAUCUGGCCAGCGCGGGAUGUGGAAACUUGGGACUGGUUGACUAUGACCAAGUAGAGCGAAGCAAUCUUCAUCGCCAGACCUUGCACACGGUGUCGCGUUGUGGUAUGUCAAAAGCAGAAUCGGCACGAAUAGCACUGUUGGAGCUCAAUCCCCAUUGUCGGAUUAUAUGUCACUCGCAUCUUUUGAACAGCUUUAAUGCAAUGCAUAUAAUCCGCGCAUAUGACGUCGUCCUCGACUGCAGUGACAAUGUGGCCACACGGUAUCUUCUGAACGAUGCCUGCUCCAUGCUCCAGAGGCCUUUGGUUUCUGGCAGCGCACUCAAACUGGAUGGGCAGCUAACUGUUUAUUGCUAUGGAGAACACGGACCUUGUUAUCGCUGCAUUUAUCCGGUGCCACCUCCCCCAGAGGCUGUCACCAAUUGCGGCGAUGGUGGCGUAUUGGGCGCUGUCACUGGCACAAUAGGCGCUAUGCAGGCAUUGGAAGCUAUUAAAGUUAUUGUCGGAUUCGGGGAUGUUCUGGCCGGACGCAUGCUUAUCUUUGACGGCAACAGCUGCCAGUUCCGCAACAUCAAAAUUCGUGGCAAGCGACCCAAUUGCCAUCUCUGCUCAGCCCAGCCACUUAUCACUGGCCUGAUCGACUAUGAACUCUUUUGUGGCAUGAAUGCUAAUGACAAGGACAACGCGCUGCAGCUGUUGGGGCCAGAGCAGCGUAUCAAAGUGCUGGACUACCAUAAUCUGGUUGCCCAGACUGUGCCCCAUUUGUUGUUGGACGUUCGUGCACCGGCAGAAUUUGAAAUUUGUCAGCUGCCGGAUGCAACCAAUGUCCCUUUGGCUCAGAUUCUGGACGACAGCUAUAUACAGCGCUUUGCUGAACAAUUAAAGAACAAACAAUAUCCAAUAUUUGUCGUUUGUCGUCGUGGAAAUGACUCACAGAUUGCAGUGCAGCAUAUGAAAGCUCGCUUCCCCGAUCAUUCCAUACGGGACUUGGAAGAUGGCUUGCAUGGCUGGACAAAGCUGGUAGACCAGAAUUUUCCAAUUUACUAGAUCUAAUUGUUGUAUCGUUACAUAUAUACUCUUAAAUAUCUAAUAAAAUAAUAUAUAUCCUUAAUUUUUUUCUAGACGAAAGUC
Molecule: messenger RNA, 1529 nt
Organism: Drosophila hydei
Lineage: Eukaryota; Metazoa; Arthropoda; Insecta; Diptera; Drosophilidae
Gene: Uba4
Product: adenylyltransferase and sulfurtransferase MOCS3
Exons: 1
Coding region: 87-1445 (452 amino acids)
Biological process (GO): protein urmylation; tRNA wobble position uridine thiolation
Cellular component (GO): cytosol; cytoplasm
Molecular function (GO): thiosulfate-cyanide sulfurtransferase activity; adenylyltransferase activity; URM1 activating enzyme activity
Source: RefSeq, a predicted model, not a curated record